Messenger RNA from Cadophora gregata, 1833 nucleotides. RefSeq lists its product as uncharacterized. The record is from RefSeq and is a predicted model, not a curated record. Lineage: Eukaryota; Fungi; Ascomycota; Leotiomycetes; Helotiales; Ploettnerulaceae. Gene Ontology annotation, molecular function: DNA end binding. Gene Ontology annotation, cellular component: nucleus; DNA ligase IV complex. Gene Ontology annotation, biological process: double-strand break repair via nonhomologous end joining. The coding region runs from base 1 to 1833 and encodes 610 amino acids. The transcript has a single exon.
AUGGCGUGGUACGCUCUACCACUAUCAGCGUCUGCCGGUGCACAUCUGCCGCCCCUCCUUCUUUCAACGGCAUUCACUGCCAGCUCGUUUACAGUCCACCUUACAGACCUCACGCAUAUCUGGAGCGAGACUCUCACCCGGGCCGAGAUUGUACAACGCAGCAGAGAGGAGGGGACAAGCAUCGAUCCCAGCGAGACGGGCCAAUUGAAAAUAUUCCUGGAGAAGAUCAAGCUCGGCCUUGCAGGUGGGAAAGGUACAACAUUAGCUCUCACUAUCAACGGCGAUCCGGAUCGGCCCUCUCUUGUGCUCAGCGUGUCGGUCAAUCUCCCGGGCGGACUUCAACCACUACGAUGGCCUGUUCGGCUGUCUGCGGCACCGCAGGCUUUGCUGACGAGUCAGUUGACAAUGCCGCUGUUGCAAACGCAUCAUGUACACAUGCAGGAGAUGGCUGGGCUCAUAGAUGUGUUGAAAGAUAAGGAUCAUGUAAUACAAAAGCUACUGGACAAGCUAGAGGAACAAGGGAUUGAACUGGGUCAGAUAUUCCCGCAGGCCGCAGGGAAGGUUGGACGUAAAGUGGAUCGCAAGAAGGCAGAGGAAAAAGUGAGAGGUAUUGCUCGAUUUGAUGUGGAUGCUUGGCGGCAAGGACUCGAUUGCGGGCAGCCAGAAGAAAAGUCGAAAUUGAUUGGAGAGGUAUUCUCGUCGCAGACAGACAAUGCGAAAUCUGAAUUUCCUGCAGCCAAUGAAGAACAGCAAAGUUGGUGGGAAGACAUCAAGGGACUGACAGUCCAGCUCGAUUCUGGCAAGAUAUCGACAAAGGGUCCCUCGAAACCCAACAAAUCAACACCUCAACCAACAUUAAACAAAGACGAAACACAGCAAGAAGAUGAUGCCUUCCAAACUCAGUCCACUCCACCUCCUGUUGCUACGAGAUCCAAACCACCUCCAUCCAAAUCAGCUCUGAAGUCCACCAAAAUAGGUGACUCUACGGAUGAAGACGACGAUGAUCUUGACGGACCAUCUCAAAGCUCUAGAGUCCCCGACAGCUUCCCAGCAUCACCACCACCUCCAUUCUCCAAACCGACCAAGAAACUCGGUGGCCUCGGCAAGAAAAAAGUUGCUCAUCAACACUCUCCGCCAGUUGAGUCUAAUGAUGACGAAGACGAAAAAGGUUCUGCAGAGGAGACCACAUCCCGUGAAUCUAGCCCAACAAAGCAGAGAACAACAUCUCCAACUCCCGAAUCUAUUUCAGUGCCCCACCGACCCCAAAAGAAGCUCGGUAAAUUACCUGGGGCCAAGAAAGUCGCUCCUCCGGCUGAGCCUGAACCAGAACCAGGUGCUGAGCCACAACAUUCUUCAACAGAAGACGAUGCAGAACCAGAACAGGAGAAAGGAAAAGAACCAUCUCUGUCUCCACCACCCGCCCAUUCCUUAAAAGCAAAGAAAGGUAAACUCGGCUCCCUCGGCCGGAAAAAGAACACUGUGGCAGCCUCUACGUCCGCCUCAGUCGACCAAGAAGGAGAUCCAGACGCGGAACCAGCAUCCACGCCACCCGCAAGCACUCCCCCCGAAUCGCACCCUGGCUCAAACGCAACUACACCGAAGCGCAAACUAGGCGGUCUCAGAGGAAGCAAGAAGACCAAGAAGGAAGAUGGAGUGAAAGAAGAGGAGAGUAGUCAGCGAGGAAGAGGGAGUUCGCCCGUGGAGAAAGAGGUGACGAAAACGCCGGAGCCGAGAGAGACGUCGUUGGAGAGAGCGGAUAGGAAGAGAGCGGAGUUGAAGAGGGAGUUGGAGGAGAAGGCUAAGGCGCCGGUGAAGAAGAAGAGGAAGUUUUGA